GCGCUGCGAGACGGCAAGUGGCGGGCCAGGGACAUCGAGGCGAAGGGAGCGAGCAAGCAGCCCGCCCCGGCCCAGGCCCAAGGCCCUGCCCCUGCGCCUUCCGUCGCUGGAGCGACGUCGGCGUCCGUUUCGACCACGAGCAGUCGACCACCGGCGGGCGGCGGCGCUCGUUCGCCGCAGGGCGCCGGCAUUCACAGCAAGCACGAGAUCAG
This is a messenger RNA of Prorocentrum cordatum, 212 nucleotides long. NCBI's taxonomy places the organism in Eukaryota, Dinophyceae, Prorocentrales, Prorocentraceae. The record is from the annotation of a GenBank genome assembly.